Messenger RNA from Cryptotermes secundus, 7316 nucleotides. RefSeq names its product intersectin-1 (gene Dap160). Gene Ontology annotation, biological process: positive regulation of Rho protein signal transduction. The record is from RefSeq and is a predicted model, not a curated record. NCBI's taxonomy places the organism in Eukaryota, Metazoa, Arthropoda, Insecta, Blattodea, Kalotermitidae. The coding region runs from base 174 to 5408 and encodes 1744 amino acids. Gene Ontology annotation, molecular function: calcium ion binding; guanyl-nucleotide exchange factor activity; protein binding. The transcript has 36 exons.
UAUCGAUUUGGUGACGUAUGUAAUGGAGGUGGAGACAAGAAGUGGUCAAAGUUGACCUUUUUCUGAAAGUGAAUGUGUCAAUUUGAUAGUGGGAAUUGGCGUUAGUGAUGUUACUAAUGUCGUAUCUAUAGAAACUUAAAAGACUGAUUUUUUUCAGCUUCCAGAUCUGAGUCAUGGCAGCUCCACUUGGUGGAGCUGUAGAUCCGUGGGUCAUCCUUCCACAAGAAAGAGCUCGUUAUGAAGAACAGUUCCGAGCCUUACAGCCUGUUAAUGGUAUUGUUACAGGUGAACAGGCUAAAGGCUUCUUGCUUCAGUCUCAACUUCCACCACAAAUUUUGGGCCAUAUAUGGUCACUUGCAGACACGGAUGCAGAUGGUAAAAUGAAUAUUGAAGAAUUCAGCAUUGCAUGCAAGUUGAUCAACCUCAAACUGCGGAACUUUGAGUUACCCAAGGUGCUACCUCCUAGUCUCUUGCAACAAACAAAACCACUUGGUGGUGUAACUACAAAUAUGCUUCAGAGUACUCCACCUGCUGUUCCACCUAUGCCUCGACCUCCUUUAGCAUCAGGAUCAGCACUUGGAGUUGGUGUACCUCCUUCCAGUGUGGCACCUCCAAUCAUUCCUAUGACUACACAGCAACAUAAUGCAAUUCCAGCAAUGAAAGUUCCUCUUGGUAUGGCACAAGUUACUCCUGUCGGUGUUCCUCCUUCCACAGUUGGAAUUUCUUCUCUUGGAAUGGGUCCCAUCUCUACAGCUUCAGCUGGAAUUCCUUCAGCCCCAUUAAGUAUCAUCACUGCACCUAUGGGUGUUGCUCCAGCUAUUUCACCUGUCAGUGGAAUGUCUGUAACACAGUCUGCUUCUCAUUCACUGAGCAAUGGUUCAGUUGCCGUGGGCCAGAGUGCAGCACCUCCAAGGCCACCACCUGUUUCCACUGUGGUACCUCCGGUUUCUGCCAUAGAGAGAGUAACAUCCCUUGAUUCUCCUUUGUCUGUGGGAUCUCCACUCCAAGAAUGGGCUGUUCCCCAUCAGUCAAAGUUAAAAUACACUCAGUUGUUUAACACAACAGAUCGGGCACGGUCUGGUUUCCUGUCGGGACCUCAAGCUCGGAACAUAAUGGUGCAAACACAGCUUGCACAACCAGUUCUAGCACAGAUAUGGGCAUUGGCAGACAUGGAUUCUGAUGGGCGGUUGUCAUGUGAAGAAUUUGUCUUGGCUUUGCAUUUGUGUGACAUGGCAAAAGCUGGUGAGAAGAUACCACCAACUCUAUCAGCUGACCUCAUACCCCCAACAUUUCGCCGACAGCGUCAGAGCAGUCUGACUGGAGGUGCUACAGGAAUUUCUUCUGAACAAGUUGAAGGGAAAGAUGCAGCUGCAAGCUUGCCAGCAGUUACAUUCGAGGACAAGCGUAAAGAGAAUUUUGAGAAAGGCCAGGCUGAAUUGGAACGUAGACGUAAAGCAUUGUUAGAGAUCCAGCGUAAAGAACAAGAAGAGAGAGAGAGGAAAGAAAAGGAGGAACAAGAAAAAAGGGAACGAAUUAGACAAGAACAAGAACGUCGUCGCCAACUAGAAUUUGAAAAACAGCUGCAGCGGCAACGAGAAGUUGAACAAGAGAGAGAGGAGCAGAGGCGGAGAGCACAGGAACAGAGAGAGGCAGCAAGAAGAGAAAUGGAACGACAAAGGCAGUUAGAAUGGGAGAAACAGCGAUGUCAGGAAUUACAGCAGCAGCGACAGAGGGAACAAGAGAAAGUACUUCGUCUAAAGGCCAAGAACCAGAAUCUCAGUAUAGAGCUCUCACAGUUGAAUGGAAAAGUUAAAGAGUUAUCACAGAAGAUUACUGAGACACGAGUAGGGGUGUCAGGCAUAAAGACAACUAUUGAUGGAAUGCGAACAACGCGAGAUAUUCAGCUGUCAGAAAUGAGUGCCUUGAAGGCUCGGCUUAAGGAACAGAAUCAACGUUUGGUAGCUUUGAGCCAAGAGAAGGCACGACUUGAAGCUCGAAACAAGAUGAAUAUGGCUGCUGACACAGCAAAUCAAGAACAAGUGAAAUUAGCAUUUACUAAUAAACAAAUUACUCUUAAGCAAAUGCGAGACAGGUUGCAGGACUUGCAGAAAGAGAUUGAAGUGAAACUUGAAGAUAUAGAAAAUAAUAAUAGCCAGUUGGGAGAUUUAAAAAAGCAGUUAGCAUCUCUUAUCCAAGAAUGUGAACUCUUAUAUUCAGUAUAUGAAGAACGAAGAAAUAAGGUGCUUGAAAUGAAGGGGUUGAGUGGAAGAAUGAAAGAGCCAGUAGACUUUUCAUCAUCUUGGGGUGAUACAGGUUGGGAUACUGCACCUCAGACAUGGGAUGCAACAGCUACAGAUAACUGGGCUACCACCACUACAGCUACAGUUGCUCCAGCUGCCAGCAGUAACUUACUGAAGUACCGGGCCCUAUAUGAAUUUGUGGCAAGAAAUUCUGAUGAACUGUCAUUCCAGCCAGGUGAUGUCAUUAUGGUACCAAUUAACCAGAAUUCAGAACCAGGUUGGUUGGCUGGAGAGAUCAGAGGUCACACAGGCUGGUUUCCAGAAUCAUAUGUGGAACCCAUCGACAGCCCUUCUGCUGUCACUAUAAUAUCUGAAGGAGGACAGGUCGAUGCAGCUUUAGCAUUCCCACCUGAUAUCAUGGUAGAUACACUGCAAACCAAACGUCAGCUUGAAGGUAUAGCAGAAGUGCCAGAGAAUGUCAGUGAUAAUGGUUCAGUAGCUGAGAUUAUAGGUGAACAAGGCCCUGAGGUAAAUGAGCUCCCAAGUCCUGUGUUGGGACAGGGUACUCCAGUGGAAAAUGUACAAGCACGAGCAUUGUAUGCUUGGAGAGCGAAAAAGAGUAAUCACCUUUCAUUCAACAAAGGCAGCAUAAUUACAGUGAAAGAGCAGCAAGAAUCUUGGUGGUAUGGAGAGCUGGCUGAAUUUCAAGGCUGGUUCCCUAAAUCCUAUGUCACUGUAAUUGAAAUGGGUUCAGGUGUUGGUGAAGAACAUGAGUAUUAUGUUGCAUUGUAUCCGUACCAGUCUACAGAAGCGGGUGACCUCAGCUUUCAACAAGGUGAGGUGGUGCUUGUUGUGAAGAAAGAAGGAGAUUGGUGGACCGGUACUAUAGGUGAAAGGCAGGGCAUCUUCCCGUCCAAUUAUGUCCAAAAGGCUGAGACUGGGCCUGCAGUAACAGUAGCAUCUAAUAACAUUGCACCCAUUGCUGAGCAUCCAGUUGAAGCAGAAACAGCAGCCCCAGUUUUAGCAGUAGCUCCUCCCGUCCAGCAAGUGACCCAGUCUGGAGACAAAUCCCCCAGCACUCCAGAACUAGCAGCUAUGGCUGGAGUUAUUCAGCCUGAAGAUAUAGAGGACGAUAGUGAUUACAAGGGCAAAGGCAAGAAGCCAGAGAUAGCAACUGCGAUUGCACCUUAUCAGGCCACUAGUGCUGAACAGCUGGACUUGGAACGUGGUCAGCUUAUCAUGAUUCGUAAGAAAACAAGCACAGGGUGGUGGGAGGGUGAAUUACAGGCAAAAGGCAAGAAACGCCAAGUGGGUUGGUUCCCUGCCUCUUACGUAAAACUGUUGGGAGCAGGAGGCAGUAACCGCAGCACACCAGUCUCGCACAAACAUCAAGAACAAGCUGCACAGCAGCAGCAGCAACAAAAACAAGAACAAGAACAACAAAAACCUGCAUCCACAGAGGCAAUUAUUGAAAAAGUCGUAGCUCUCUACCCAUACUCAGCUUUGAAUGAAGAUGAACUUAGCUUUGAGAAAGAUGAUGUGAUCACACUGUUGGCACGUGAGGAGGCUUCUUGGUGGCGAGGUGAACUGAAGGGUGUGUCUGGUCUGUUCCCCAGCAAUUAUGUUGCACCCAUAUCAUCUGUGCACUUAACAGCAAUGCAGAAGAAACAUCAGGAUGCUAUCCUAGAGCUUAUAACUACUGAACAGACCUAUAUUGAUGACAUGAUAACUGUUCAUGAUGUUUUUGAGAAACCCCUACUGGAAUGUCAGAUUCUUAGUCCUCAAGAUGUACAGAAGAUAUUUGUCAACUGGAGGGAAAUUAUUGACUGUAACUACAUGUUUCUCAGGGCCCUACAAGUGAGAAGAGAUAUGAGUGAAGGAGGGCUAAUUCGCAUGAUAGGUGACAUCUUAUGUGAAAAUUUGCCAUGCAUGACAGCAUAUAUCCGUUUCUGCAGCCGUCAGCUGAGUGCAGCUAAGUUUCUUCAGCAGUUAACAGAAGAAUCAGCAGAUUUCCGAAACAUAGUGAAGCAGUGUCAAAGUGAUCUCCGCACAAAUGGCAUGCCCCUUAGCAGCUUUCUCAUCAAGCCUAUGCAGCGUAUAACCAAAUAUCCACUACUUAUUAAAAAAAUUCUAGACUACACUCCAGAUGACCAUCCUGACAGGCAGAACUUACAAGAGGCUCUUGCCAAAGCUGAAGAAUUCUGCACACAGGUAAAUGAAGGUGUGCGGGAAAAAGAAAACUCAGAUCGUUUAGAAUGGCUUCAACGCUGUGUGCAUUGUGAAGGCCUGGAGGAAAAUCUUGUGUUCAAUUCCAUGACAAACUCGCUUGGUCCACGAAAAUUUCUUCAUUUUGGUGUUCUCCAUAAGGCCAAAAGUGGUAAAGAAUUAGUUGGUUUCUUAAUGAAUGACUUCCUUCUACUAGCUCAACCUCCUAAACCCUUGGGAAACUCAUUCUCAUUUGAGAAAUGUGCCAAUACCACAUUUAAACUGUAUAAAAAGCCAAUGUUCCUGAAUGAACUUUGUGUGUCACAACAAGAGAGUGGGCAGUUAAAGGGUACAUCAGUCAACAGUGAAGGAAGUGGUAAUGAAUCACCAGAGAUAUCACAGCUGUUGCGUCUACAAGAUGUCAGAAGAAAGACAUGUUAUAACAUGCUUGCACCUAGUGUUAAAGAACGGAAUCUCUGGUUCAAAUGCCUUGAACAAGCUUGCAAUGAAUUCCUUGAGAAUGAAAAAUGUCACUUACAAAGACAGCAGUCAAAGCAGGCCCAAUUUGGAGCAUGUGGCAGGAUUCUGGUUGUUGUGAUGGAAGGAGUCGGGCUGAAACCCCACUCAGCCAGUGGCAAAUGUGGUAUAUUUUGUGAAGUAACUAUGGGUGCACAGAAAAAUCGAACAAAGGUGGUGCCAGCUACAUCCGAAGUUCAGUGGAAUGCUACAAUGCAGUUCCUCAUUAAGGACCUACAGGAAGAUGUUCUUUGCAUCACAGUAUUUGACCGUGGACAUUUUUCUCCAAAUGAGUUCCUGGGUCGAACAGAAGUUCGUAUAGCAGAUAUAUUGCGGGCAACACAAAACGGUAAUGGACCAAUCAUUAAAAGACUAUCACUUCAUCUUGUUAAAACUGGUGAGAUACUCCUCAAGUUGGAUCUGAGGUUAUUCAACAAAGUUACUUGAACUAUGACAGAAAUGACUAUCACUUCUUUUUCUGAAAGAAAUGAAGGAGAGACAUGUGGAGCUAAUCUCAACAUUUACUUUAUAGUACAAUAUCCUACAGUUGCAACAUGGAGCAAGGCAUUUGAAGGAACCCGUAUUUUUCCUAUCAUACAUGAAAGUGCAGCUGAACCAUUUUCCAUGCAUUUGGUGCAAAAAGUGUAUGGAAAUUAUUACACUGUUUUAGUGAAGUAUAUAGACUAUAAGGAUUUUAUUAUUGUUAGAAACAUUUUGUGUAUUUAAGAACUCUACAUUCAAUUUUUACUUCCAAGAAUUAUUUAUACUGAAGCAUUUUCCAAGUCAUUUUAGUAUUUGUUGACAUGUAUGGUUAGACUGUUAAAGCUUUCAACCUUGUGUAAUGAAAUGUUGAUUUAUUUCUUUAUAAAGGCUUUUAUAAUGGAUUCUCAGAAAGGAAAGUGAAAAAUAUAUAUCAUCAAGAACCAGCAAGUACCAAAACAAUAAGUAUUACAUAACUAAACACACUUGUUGAAGACAUGUCAGAAUUGGUUAGUUUUGUCUUUUUGAGCUUGGUGACUGUCUGCAGGUUAUACUACUGGAAUUUGAUUCAUCUUUACACCUGUGUCCAACACUGGCUUUGGGACUUCACAUUCCAUUGCCCAAUGGUUACCACAGGCUCCCUCCAAGGCAGUAGAGCAGCUGGAGCAUCUAGUACUGAGGACUAGAAUGCAUGGAGCUUUACCUCCAUAUUGCAAUGAUGUGCUUAGGCAAAGAGAAUAUAUAUUUGAUCUUUCUAUGAUUUGUUGAGGCACUAUGCUACAAGUGGGAAAGUCGCGGGUUCAAGUCCCGACUUCAUUCAAAUAUAUUAUAAUUUUAAUUGUAAUAUUUAAGUACAGUCAGUUAAAAUUUUGAUGUAUAAGUCCAAAACACAAUAAGGAUCCUUAAUUAGUGAACUGAACGAUAAUUGGAUGCAGUUCAGCAGUUUAAAGCCGAACACUGUACGCCUGAUAUGGAGGCGAAAACAUAUGUCAUGUCCAUAAAAGCUUUAAUAAAACAUGUUGAUACAGUAGUGUCUUCUUGUUUUUAAUAUACAGAGUAUUGUUGUGUAGAUGGUAUAUUCUUGUAGGCUUUAAGAGUUGGAUUUUAUUUGUAUUCAGCACCCAAUCAACAUUGUCUCCAUAAAUAGGGGCCAUAAUACAAAAUCUGACACAGAAUCUAAGGAUUGGAAGGCACAAUAAGGAUAUGAUUAAACACUUCAUUUUUCCCCUUCCCCUAAGGCAUUAUGCCUAAAAAUUAAAUAUAUCAUUACAGCACACAAUCUUUAAGAAACUACGCCAAAGCAAUAACAACAAAAUGGAUAUGUUCUGUAUAUGAAAUGAGUAUUUGGAAGCUGCAUAAUUUUAACGAUUUCUUAUACAGAUUUAAUGUUCGUGAACAUUAAAGGUAUGAAACAAAAACAUAAUUUCUUCAUACAUUAACCUGAGACAAAUUCUUCAAAGUUUCCAACUGUCAUGAAAAUUGUUAGGUAUACUAUAUUAAUUAAAAAAAAGCACAAUAGACCACUGUAGGUUGUGGUGCAAGGGCCGAGGAGUCAUACCCUUCAUACACAAAAUCAUUACCUGUACUUAAAUAUCACUAAAUCUGAACUUAUUUUCUGCAAGCAAUAUAUUUAUACCAUGCCACAUAGCAGUUACACCACUUACACCUAAUAUACAGCCAGCAUUUUACAUGGCUAUACAUUCACAUGAAUCAAGACUGAAAUUAUUUUCUUGCAUAUCAUACCAAAAUAAUAACUUAAUCACAACAAAGAUUAUUUUUUAAGCAUUAUGAUAAGAUGAUAAAGAAAUUCAGCUGGAAACAGUGUCUAGUCAGUGCUAGUACACAGAAGUGUUUCCUUUUAUUAUCAAUGGAAAA